This is a messenger RNA of Capronia coronata CBS 617.96, 909 nucleotides long. RefSeq lists its product as uncharacterized. NCBI's taxonomy places the organism in Eukaryota, Fungi, Ascomycota, Eurotiomycetes, Chaetothyriales, Herpotrichiellaceae. The record is from RefSeq and is a predicted model, not a curated record. The transcript has 2 exons. Bases 1 to 909 code for a protein of 302 amino acids.
AUGUCGUUUCAGAGCGUUCUGCCUCCUGCCACCAAGCGACCAAGGUCUCAGGCACGAUGGCCGAGUCCAAGCAGACAGUCUCUCUAUGCUCUUCGCGAGAAUUUUGAACUCUCCACAUGGCUCCUGCUGGGAGCUCUACUCCAGUCUAUUGUCGUCUUUGUCGUCCCACCGCGGUAUGCCACCAUCCCGCUGAUAUUGGUGCUUGGGACACGUGCAGCCAAUGCCAUGGCCAUCACGUGGGGUUGGAAGAGAAAUCACUAUCUGGAUGAGGCGAUUUUGCAUCGCACCUCUCCUCAGAUACCCGACGAAGACGGCAACUUCCAUCAAAACUCGGCUGAGGAAAAGGUGGUCGUUUUUCUUUUGGGCGCCAAGGCAAACCACCCGUUGGGCAUAUUUGGCCCGAACCUCAAAACCCUGGGGGAUUAUGCUACGCAGAUGUAUGCCGAGCUGGACAAGACGGCGCCUGAUAGUGGAUUCUAUGGCGGUUCCUCAUGGACCAACCAGGACAAGAACGGUGCCACCGAGUUCCUCUUUCUCAGCUACUGGCGGUCCACCGAAGACAUCCACAAAUUCGCAUACGGACCCCUCCACCGUGAGGCUUGGGACUGGUGGAACAAGACCCUUGAGCAGAACAACCACAUCGGCAUCAACCACGAGAUCUUCGAGGUCGAUCGGAAGCAUUGGGAGGCCAUCUAUGUCAAUUUUCAGCCCACCAACCUGGGGGCUACGACUUAUCUUCGCAAGGGCGACAAGUUGAUUGGGGGGACUGUCGAUGACCAGUGGGUAUCACCCCUGAUGGACGCGAGACGAGGCAAGUUGAGGAGCAGCGCUGGCAGAUUGGGUCGCGAUCCGGGCCAGCUCUAUGAUAAGUACCAAUUGGCGCCAGGUGCGACUCGGGAGGAGGCUUGA